CCAAGCCCUUUCUUCAUAUAUCAUAUAUCCCUCACUACUACAUCAAAUACUCUAAGCCAAAAGAGAAACCACUAUUUUUCCACAAAAACAAAAAGAAAAAAAAAGUUUUUGAGUUUGAUCAUAUACACACCCUUAUGGAGAAAGAAGGUCUUGGACUUGAAAUCACGGAGCUAAGGUUGGGUCUACCCGAGAGUGUGGUGAACAAGAAUGAGAAGAAGAGGGUGUUCUCGGAAAUUGAGGGUGUCGGAGACGAAAAUAGCUCCUCCGGCGACCGGAAAAUGGAGAAGAAGAAUGAAGUGGUGGGGUGGCCUCCGGUGUGCUCAUACCGGAAGAAGAACAGCAUCAACGAAGCUUCGAAAAUGUACGUGAAGGUUAGCAUGGACGGUGCUCCAUUUUUGCGUAAAAUCGACCUUGCUAUGCAUAAGGGUUACUCCGAUUUAGCCUUCGCUUUGGAAAAGCUCUUUGGUUGCUAUGGAAUGGUGGAAUCGUUGAAGAAUGCGGACAACUCUGAACAAGUUCCCAUUUAUGAGGACAAAGAUGGUGACUGGAUGCUGGUUGGAGAUGUCCCAUGGGAAAUGUUUAUCGAAUCAUGCAAGAGGCUGAGGAUUAUGAAGAGAUCAGAUGCAAAGGGCUUCGGUCUUCAACCAAAAGGAUCUUUAAAGGGAUUCAUAGAGAGCGUGGCAAAGUGAAAGAUAUGACACGAUAGGCUUCUAAUUAAUGUUGUGCACGUUUUGAAGAUAAUCAAUCCAAAUUAAUUUAUGCUGUUGUUGGUUUUUCUUUUAUAUAUAUAUUUGAGCUAAAUCAUGCCUUUUUAGUUUGAUAUAUGAAUCGGACUUCUGUUUAUGUUAAGUUUUACUGAAGGACAUACAGGACCCUAUAUAAUUAAUAGGGAAAACCCAUCAUUUUAGAUCAAUGCUUUGCCAUAUUUGUUUAUUUGCUGUUCAUUGCAGUACAACUUAUUGUAUUAGUAUAUUUUUGGUUACUGAUUCCAAUUUGUUAAUUACUUCA
Cajanus cajan (pigeon pea) is the source of this 1008-nucleotide messenger RNA. Its product is annotated as auxin-induced protein 22A. NCBI's taxonomy places the organism in Eukaryota, Viridiplantae, Streptophyta, Magnoliopsida, Fabales, Fabaceae. Gene Ontology annotation, biological process: regulation of DNA-templated transcription. The record is from RefSeq and is a predicted model, not a curated record. Gene Ontology annotation, cellular component: nucleus.